This is a messenger RNA of Bursaphelenchus xylophilus (pine wood nematode), 243 nucleotides long. NCBI's taxonomy places the organism in Eukaryota, Metazoa, Nematoda, Chromadorea, Rhabditida, Aphelenchoididae. The record is from the annotation of a GenBank genome assembly.
AUGUACCGUUACACCUUUUUCUUUUUUGAUUUGUUUCCGCUGUGGCCUGCACUUGAGGGUGCCGGAGAAGAGGCGGUAGAAGAAGAACCCGGAGAGUCGGGCCAGAACGUCGAUAUUGAGGGAGAAGAGGUCUAUGAAGCCGCCGAUGAUGCUGGCGCCCCGAUUAGAGAAGAAGAACAUGUUGGAGACGAGGAAAGCGCUGAUCUAGAAGAGACGCCAAGAACCGAAAACCCCAAAACUUAA